Messenger RNA from Dufourea novaeangliae, 1018 nucleotides. It is a transcript of the gene mRpL44, whose product is annotated as 39S ribosomal protein L44, mitochondrial. The record is from RefSeq and is a predicted model, not a curated record. The transcript is spliced from 5 exons. Lineage: Eukaryota; Metazoa; Arthropoda; Insecta; Hymenoptera; Halictidae. Gene Ontology annotation, molecular function: ribonuclease III activity; double-stranded RNA binding. The coding region runs from base 77 to 1018 and encodes 313 amino acids. Gene Ontology annotation, biological process: RNA processing.
UGAUGUAAUAUAAGUAAAUCGAUAUCUCGUUAAACUAAAAAGCACUAAUUUCGAAGAAUAUUUUUUCUAUAAAAUCAUGAAUAGGUUAAGAUUGUGCUUCAAUAGUCUUGCAAAUGUAAAGUCCGUGAAUUAUGAAAGUUGUAGGCAUGUCAAACGAUGGGUUUAUCCAACUCUUGAAGAAAUAAAUAGACGAAGAAAACGGUUACCUCCACAACCUGAACCUAAACGUAGUGCAUUUAUUGAGUGGAAUAGGGAUGCAGAAUUAUAUGCAUUUAAUCAGAGACUUUCCGAGAAUUUUGAAACGGAAAAAUUAAAUCAAGCAUUAACCCAUAGAUCAUAUAUCAUUCGGGAAGAAGAUAAACAAAGGCAAAUGGGAAUAAAAGACCCGAAACUUGAAAUACAGCAUAAUGAAGAUUUCAUUAAAAAGGGAAGAGAAAUAACUUCAAAAGUUGUAAAGAACUAUUUGAAUAAAUAUUUGCCACGUGUUCCUGAACCUGGUAUUAUAGCAUUCCAUGAAUACCUUAUGUCUCAAGAAAUUUUGGCCACAGCUUCUUUGCACCUGGGAACAAAGGAUAUUAUUCUGAGUUCUGAGCAUCCUGUAAAAGAAGAAACAUUAGCUAAGACAUUUUUAGCACUUGUAGCAGCACUUGCUGAAAGUGUCACUAAUGAUCAUGCAAGUGUUUUUGUUCAAGAUUUCCUAAUAGUAGGAUUAGCUACCAAAGAUUUACGUGAAAUUUGGCAGCCCUCGGAACCAUUUGAUAUGUUAAAUAGUAUAGUUUCUGUAGAGAAAAAUACAUUUGUAGAGCCAAGAAUUAUUGGUCAUGCUGGUAAAAACACUCUUCUGUCAGCUUAUCAAAUCGCAGUCUAUUCUAAUAAACAAUUUUUAGGUUCGGGAUUUGGGCAGACCAUUAAGGAAGCAAAAAAUGUAGCUGCUAUGAAUGCCUUAUGCAGAAUGUUUGGUUUAAUAGACUCAAGUCAACCAUUACGAUUUGAUCAAACAGUAAAUCUGUCUGUUUGA